Molecule: messenger RNA, 2587 nt
Organism: Oppiella nova
Lineage: Eukaryota; Metazoa; Arthropoda; Arachnida; Sarcoptiformes; Oppiidae
Source: the annotation of a GenBank genome assembly
GAAUUAGCAUCACAUCAAUCAUGAGAUGACUGUUGAAUCAAUGAAUGCCAACUCAUUUGACCCAACACUUGAUUCCUAUGAUUACUGCAUUCAUUGGUAAUAAAUGAUGUCAACGAUCAAGCGUUUGGUGCACUGGUUCCACACCAUAUCGGCGGUCAUAUUCAUCCAUUUGGGUUCAUGUGUGACGCCUUCCCUCAUACCUGAGAUGAUUAAUGACAAUCACAGGACUAAUUGGACGAACACUAUCUCCUGUCCUAAACAGUGCUUCUGUUCCCUUCAGCUCUCUAUAUAUUCGGGUGAAUUGGUUCAGGCGGUCAACUGUUCCUUUCAAUCGAUGAGUUCGAUCCCAAAAUCAAUACCAUUGGACACGGAAUCGCUUGGAUUAACAUAUAAUCUAAUUGAAGAUCUCUAUGAAAAGUUCCCGGCUUUCGAUCGCUUACAGGAACUGUAUUUGUCUCACAAUCAGAUCAAUCAUUUAGGAAGAGGACAAACAUUUUGCAACUUAACUCAUCUCAAACUUCUUGACAUCUCUCAUAACAAAUUCCGCACAUUAUUUGCUGACGUGUUUCGCGGACUUAAACGCCUGGAAGUGUUGGAUCUGAGCAAUGGUCACAUCAAAUACAUCGACGAACACGCCUUCGACGGCCUCGAGAUGCUCAAGGAAUUGAAUAUUGAAAACAAUCAGUUGUCGUCCAUUUAUUUAGAGCUCUUUCAAAGUAUACUCAAUCUUAGCGUGCUGAACGUCGGGGGCAAUAGUAUCAGUCACUUAACGGGCGGUAUAUUCGCGUCGAUGACAGGCCUCAGAAAACUAGUUCUCUGGCGGAACCGAAUCGUCAGUAUUAAUGAUAACGCGUUCGUCGGCUUAGAGCUGUUGGAAGAGCUAUACCUCAACGACAAUCACUUAACUCGCGUGCCAUCGAUAGCACUGCAGUCGCUGAAGAGGAUAAUCACGAUUAAUAUGGACUCCAAUCCGUUGGAACAGUUGUCUACCGGCGACUUCGUUCACAUCCCCGUCAAUCACAUUAGUGUCGCUAAUUGUAAGCAAUUAGUGCUCAUCGAUAAGGGAGCCUUUUGGGACUUACCUAAUGUCAACACAAUCCUAUUGCAUUCCAACCCCAACCUCCAAUACAUCGACUCCCAGUCCUUCCUGGGGGUCCCACUCCUCCAUACUCUUCAGUUGCAUGAGUGCGGACUCAAGACUUUCCAACACGACAUUAUCGACUACGUCCACAAUGACCAACAGUUUCACAGCAAACACAAACUCAAAGUCACUUUCGAUGGGAACCCGAUUCUCUGUGACUGUAAUAUUCAAUACUUAUAUCAGGUGCUGAACGUCGGGGGCAAUAGUAUCAGUCACUUAACGGGCGGUAUAUUCGCGUCGAUGACAGGCCUCAGAAAACUAGUUCUCUGGCGGAACCGAAUCGUCAGUAUUAAUGAUAACGCGUUCGUCGGCUUAGAGCUGUUGGAAGAGCUAUACCUCAACGACAAUCACUUAACUCGCGUGCCAUCGAUAGCACUGCAGUCGCUGAAGAGGAUAAUCACGAUUAAUAUGGACUCCAAUCCGUUGGAACAGUUGUCUACCGGCGACUUCGUUCACAUCCCCGUCAAUCACAUUAGUGUCGCUAAUUGUAAGCAAUUAGUGCUCAUCGAUAAGGGAGCCUUUUGGGACUUACCUAAUGUCAACACAAUCCUAUUGCACUCCAACCCCAACCUCCAAUACAUCGACUCCCAGUCCUUCCUGGGGGUCCCACUCCUCCAUACUCUUCAGUUGCAUGAGUGCGGACUCAAGACUUUCCAACACGACAUUAUCGACUACGUCCACAAUGACCAACAGUUUCACAGCAAACACAAACUCAAAGUCACUUUCGAUGGGAACCCGAUUCUCUGUGACUGUAAUAUUCAAUACUUAUAUCAGAUCGUCACGAUUGGCAAAGCGAAUGUCACAAUACAUAAGAAAAUAGGUGACAGACAUGUCUUCCAGUGCAAGGCGUUGGGUCUUCCCGUUCCCAAAAUUAUAUGGAUUUUGCCAAACGGCGAUGUAUUGAACGACACGUCAAAUCAGAUCCACAUUCAGCUGAAAACACCGGGAAGUCUGCGAAUGUUUCACUUAAAGCCAAAGGACUCCGGAAUUUACAAAUGUAUGGCUGAGAACAGACACGGAAUCGCGUUGUCGUCGAUGGAAAUGCUGGUCAACGACAUUGAUCUGCAUUUGUUUGCGCUGAACGUGGCCUCAACAUCGGUGACCCUGGUGUGGAACGGUACGGCUCGCAACCUGUUCCCCGAGUACCAGAUACUGUACCACCGAAUCGACGGCAAUAACCUCAUGAAUAACACCACGAAAUACGAAACCGUCACUAUUCAGCACUUUCUGCGCUCCUAUACUAUCAAUAAUCUCAUACCUAAUCAUAAAUACAAGAUGUGUAUUGCCAUCCGGGAUGACGACAACGACAUCACCGCUAACCUCCAGCUAUCGUGUACUGUCGUGCAGACGGCACCGGCAUAUAUGGUGGGCUCCAUGUCAGGUAUACCCAGUAAUUACUUAUGUCACCCAAUACUAUACACAAUGCUUUAGCGAAAAUAACUGAGA